Molecule: messenger RNA, 1969 nt
Organism: Dromiciops gliroides (monito del monte)
Lineage: Eukaryota; Metazoa; Chordata; Mammalia; Microbiotheria; Microbiotheriidae
Gene: ICA1
Product: islet cell autoantigen 1
Exons: 15
Coding region: 344-1867 (507 amino acids)
Biological process (GO): regulation of transport
Cellular component (GO): Golgi apparatus
Molecular function (GO): protein domain specific binding
Source: RefSeq, a predicted model, not a curated record
ACCCGUUUGGCCCUGCAGGGACCGGGGCGGCUUCUGCUGCCCGGGCCUUCAGCUGUCCCUCUGUCGGUCCAGCUGCUGCCCAGGCGCCCCCCCUCUACCUCUCCCAGCGCGCGGCUUACAUCGCUCCCCCUCCUGCCCCUCCUCCCCUUCCUCCUCCCCUCCUCCUCAUUCCCUCCUCCUCACGCUCCUCCUCCUGCUCCCGCUGAUGCCAGGGCUGCUGCUCCUGCCGCGGACCGCGCUGACGCCAGCGGGACCGACCAAGGGCCGAAGGGCCGGGCAGGCGCCUCGGAGAGCGGAGGCACGGGGCUGCCAGGUGAUCCUCCCCUGAAGGACAAAAGGAGACAUGGAAGGACACAAAUGCUACUCCAGGGAAUUUUACGGCCAAUACGCCCAAAGCCAAGACAAGUCAGUUGUGAAUAAGAUGCAACAGAAGUAUUGGAAAACAAAGCAAGCCCUCAUCAAGGUGACGGGGAAGAAGGAAGACGAGCACGUGGUGGCCUCUGACGCAGACCUGGACGCCAAACUUGAGCUGUUCCACUCCAUCCAGAGGACGUGUAUGGAGCUCCUCAAAGCCAUAGAACUCUACCAGAAGAGGAUUUGCUUCUUGUCCCAAGAAGAGAGUGAGCUGGGGAGAUUUCUUCGCUCCCAGGGUUCGCAGGACAAAACCCGAGCAGGGAAGAUGAUGCAGGCCACAGGGAAGGCGCUGUGUUUCUCCUCUCAGCAAAGGCUGGCCUUGCGGAGCCCUUUGUGUCGACUCUACCAGGAAGUGGAGACAUUUCGGUACCGGGCCAUCUCUGAUACCUGGCUGACCGUGAAUCGUAUGGAACAAUAUCGGACUGAGUACCGAGGUGCUUUGCUGUGGAUGAAGGACGUGUCUCAGGAGCUUGACCCAGACCUUUUCAAGCAAAUGGAGAAGUUUCGGAAGGUCCAAGCCCAAGUGCGCCAUGCAAAGCUCAACUUCGACCAACUCAAGAAUGACGUGUGUCAAAAAGUGGAUCUCCUUGGAGCGAGCAGAUGUAACCUCCUGUCCCAUGUGCUCACAACGUAUCAGACCACUUUGCUUCAUUUCUGGGAGAAAACCUCACACACCAUGGCAGCCAUUCAUGAGAGUUUCAAAGGUUACCAGCCCUAUGAGUUCACCAUGUUGAAGAGCUUACAGGAUCCUGUGAACAAGUUAAUAGAAAAUGCUGAGAAGGAACACGCCCAGAAGCAGAAGCCAGGGAGUGCGCCCCAGCAGCCAGAGCCGUUGAUAUCACUGGACGUGGAGAACCCUGACGAGAAAUCCUCUUACCUAACUGAGGACGGAAGGAAGGCCUUCUCCACCUUAGAAGGGGAGUGUGACCGCGUCCCAUGCUCAGGGGCCAUUGAUGAGCUGGUAGACCUGAAGCUGUCCGGGAUAGAUGCCUUGGAGUCUGAAGUGACUGAUAAGGACGACAUGCAGCUGCUUAAUGAGAUUCUCAAUGCAUCUUCCCUGGAUGAGGGAGACUUCAGCAAAGAGUGGACGGCCGUCUUUGGGAAUAAGCAGACCCCAGAGCCCACAGCCACGUCGGUGCCAGGAGAGCCAGAAGCCGGCCCACCUCCAUCGUCAAGUUUCCUCCCGUCCCAGCUCCUAGACAAAAGCAUGCAUGACUUACAGUCAUCCCUCCAAGGCUGGAGAGAGAGCCCGGGCAGCCCCCCACCCAUCUCAAAGCCUGCGGUGGUCCCCAAGCCCCCCAGCCAGAGCAGCAGAGCGCCCCCCGCGAAAGAACCCGAGAAGAACGCCCGAGACCUGACCGCCUGGUUCAGCCUCUUUGCCGACCUGGACCCGCUGUCCAACCCAGAUGCUGUCGGGAAAACGGAUAAGGAGCACGAACUGCUCAAUGCCUGAGCCGCCAUCCGAGGGCCGCCACGCGGUGGCCAAUGUCCUGUGUGAAUGUUCCUGUGCCGUGACAAUAAAGGGGGGGCAGAAGCCCUGUUAUAUUGCUAUGGA